AUGUCAGCGGACAUUGUGGUUGUCAUCAUCCUAUUCUUGACCGCCUUGGGGGUCCUCCACCUCCUCCACAAGGCGGCAAUGUGGUCAUUCCGUAAUACACUAGACCGACUCGAUAAACGCCUUACGAGGGUUCAGCAAGACUCCAAGGCCAGCUCAGUAGGCAUCGAGAGGCAGCAGGAGAAGAUGAUAAUUAAUAUGAAUGAGAAAAUUGAGGCGCUAAGUAGCCGGUUGGAGGUCCUCGAGAGAGAACAGAAGGUGGUCCUGCAGGCCCUUACCAAUGUUCAACAAGAUCAUAAGACCUUCCAGCACGACCGGGCUAAGAUCAUGAUAGAGUUUGUGGACCAACGGAGAAUAAUGCAGCAACAUAUGGCCAGAUUGAAGGAAGCCCGACUCAAGCGUAAGGAUAACCCUGGGAAGACCAAGUCGGGAAAAGGAGGCGGUGGAAAGGGAAAGGAAGAUGCCUGUCGGUGA
Molecule: messenger RNA, 471 nt
Organism: Perkinsus marinus ATCC 50983
Lineage: Eukaryota; Perkinsozoa; Perkinsida; Perkinsidae
Exons: 3
Coding region: 1-471 (156 amino acids)
Source: RefSeq, a predicted model, not a curated record